Leptosia nina is the source of this 2043-nucleotide messenger RNA. The record is from the annotation of a GenBank genome assembly. Lineage: Eukaryota; Metazoa; Arthropoda; Insecta; Lepidoptera; Pieridae.
AUGUCACGCGGGGGAAGUGGCGCCGGGAAGACGGCGACCGCGAAGCGCGUGCCUCCCCCCGCGGUACCUGGCGAUGCCUUCGGUACCCCGCAACAUCGCCAUUCUGGAUCCAGCUUCGGCUCCCAAGGCUACGCGUCGUGCGAAGAACAGGCCUACCCUCAGCCGCCUGAUACUCCGUCGCAUACGCGAGAUGAUCACUCUGACUAUGGCAGCACGGUAUCCGGGGUCUCAGGCGUAUCGGGAGCAAGUGGAAGUCUCGGGAAGAGUCCAGCCGGCGGAGGGACUUUCACGUUUCCACCGCCCUCGCAGCCACUCACACACAAAGCGGCCGUGUACUAUCAUCAUCAGCUAGCGCUAAGCGACGAUCAGGGCAUCGAUAUGACUCAGAGUCCCGGUAGAGACAGUCCUGGCUCAUCGUCAGGUUCAGCUGGAUCUGGAUCCCGUCACUCGUCAGCGUCUCUAGACAGCGGUAGAGCAUCAGGACGGAUGCCGCAUCACCAUCACGCCUCCUGCCACUGCGGGGACACUGUCGAUAGAGUCAGGGCGAUGAUAGCCCAGGGUUUACCGGAUGCAGAUAUCAUCCAUGCGUGGCUUGCUGAUCUCCAAAUGGAAGAAUACGCCCGCCUGUUCAUAGAGGCUGGUUACGACCUACCCACUGUGACCAGGAUGACACCGGAAGACCUGACGGCGGUCGGCAUCAAGAAACCGAACCACCGCAAACGGUUAAAGGCUGAACUCGCAAAUUUAAAUGUCCCUGACAAUCUUCCUGAUUACAUUCCUGGUUCUCUCGAGGAAUGGUUGCGGUUGCUUCGACUUGAAGAGUACGGUCCGGCGUUAGUUGCACAAGGAUACCGAACUGUACAUGACGUCACUCAACUAGCUUGGGAGGAUCUAGAAGACAUGGGAAUUGUGAGACUUGGCCACCAAAAGAAAAUUAUUCUAGCGAUCAAAAGAGUGAAAGACAUACGUGCCGGGAAACGAAGCAUAAGCAAUCAGGGUUCAUUAGACUUCUCGAGGCUUCAACCGGGACAGGAUUUAUAUCCGAGGGAGCAAUACCAGCAUUGGGAGCGACACGCGAGGAGUUACCAUAAACCCCCCGAUCUAAACUUUGAUGCUCUACAAACGUCCUUAUGUGCCACUGACUUGGUUCCCAUCCAGAUACGUCAUCCACGCGGGAAGUCCUUGGAAAGUCUAGAAGACCCUUCGGAGAGGACGUCGCAUACUACAUUUUCCCCUGAAGCUGGGUUUUAUUAUGGGGGCCAAUGGCGACGUUCGUAUGACGACGGGGAUAUAACCCCGACGAAUGAUAGUUACGAAGGUGGUGGAACCUUACCGCGGCCGAGAGGUUUGGUUCGUCCUCGGCCUGUUGCAAAAAUUCAGGCCACUCCAGCGUACAGAGACAAAUCCCCCGAUUAUACGUACGACGAGAUUGCAUAUUCGGCACGUCUGCAGCGCGUUGCGUAUGGAGCGAGCCCUCACGUCGCUAGGAAGCCUCCGCCCGAACCACCUAAACGCCAGAGUUCCCAGUAUGCACCAUUCACUCGUUUCGGCCAGACAACAGUAGAAAUUCACCCAGAAAAGAGUUUACCGUUGAGCCUGCCUGCCUACCCGAGUUCCGACUCUUUGAGUGUGUCUUUGGAUAGCACAGGGUUACUCCCUCCACCGCCUGCGCCAUCUUCUCCCCCGCGAAGAUAUGAAGAGGACAAAAUGAGGACGGGAUCAGAUGCUAGUUUUAAGUCAAGUUCGAGCACAGAGUCUGAUAGCAUUCCAUUUGCAAAUGAAAACGCGGGUACAAUCAAACAAAACCGUAGUCAAAUGACCGGCAGACCUCAUACCGUAGAUUAUGGCAGAACAGGCAUGGGUAUCGCAAGUCUUCCGCCACGGCCCACGGACAAACCUACACACGCUUUGCCGGAAAAAGAAGAGAAGAGCACAGAACCAGUAGACGUCCUAAACGAUAUAGGGAAUAUGCUGGCAAAUCUUACAGAUGAACUCGACGCCAUGCUAGAGGAAGAAAAACGCCAAGGGCUGACUGAUUCCUAA